Messenger RNA from Exophiala oligosperma, 2001 nucleotides. RefSeq lists its product as uncharacterized. The coding region runs from base 209 to 1867 and encodes 552 amino acids. The transcript has a single exon. Gene Ontology annotation, molecular function: pyridoxal phosphate binding; carbon-carbon lyase activity. NCBI's taxonomy places the organism in Eukaryota, Fungi, Ascomycota, Eurotiomycetes, Chaetothyriales, Herpotrichiellaceae. Gene Ontology annotation, biological process: carboxylic acid metabolic process. The record is from RefSeq and is a predicted model, not a curated record.
CUUAAACGACUUCGCUUUACGUCUGAGAAGACUUCAGACGGGAUGACUCAUACAGUGUCUACGACUUCAGCGAUGCUUUUACAAAAGGUCGACUACAAUUUUCGGACACGCUCAACACCGCAGAGUAAUUGAAGUCAAGAAUCACAGAGCGACCCGUCGUGAAGAAUUGUACUGGGAUACUGGUCGCCGGGCAGCAGUUUACUUCAACAUGGAUCAAAGUAUCAGCAUAACGGAUGUGAUCACCGCCCUUCAGCAGAUUGUCUCGGAUCCCAAUUUGCCCACAUCCCAAGUUCAAUCGAGAGACGCCUCUAGUGCUACACCUGGUCUAAUCCUCCCCAGAGACACCCCCGGCCUCGACCAGAUACAGGCGCAGUCGAAUAUCUCGAAGCCCCUCGCUGCUUUCGCCAAGUCGAAUCCUGGUCCCGGGAGUCUCCAGUCUCUAGCAGGGCAUCUGACAAGAACCAUCCUGCCCAAUUUGAACCUCGCAUCCCUCUCUCCCAACUACUAUGGUUUCGUCAUCGGCGGUGCCACUCCCGCCGCUCUGCUGGGCGACUUCCUCGCCUCGAUCUACGACCAGAAUGUGCACGUCCACCUGCCGGCCGAGACGAUCAGUACGACCGUCGAGGCCGCCACGCUCAAUUUGUUGGUGCAGCUCUUCCGCCUGCCUCGAGAGGACUGGGCGUUGGCCCAUCCUGGCCGCGGCAACGGAGGAGGCAUAUUCACGACCGGGGCCACGGCGAGCAACACUCUCGGUUUGGCUCUGGGCAGAGAAUACGUCGUCCGCAAAGCUCUCAUGAAGAGCGCAGGCGCAGGUACCAUCGAGUCCGCCGAUCAAAGUGUUGGCGAAUGCGGUCUUGCGGAACUCCUCAUCAAGGCGGGAAGGACCAAGAUCCAGGUCCUCAGCACGCUCCCGCACAGCAGCAUCGCCAAAGCCGCGAGCGUGGUCGGGAUAGGGCGACGGAACGUCGUUUCCGUGGCUGUUGAGGACGAUCCUCUACGCAUCGACAUGGACCGUCUGAGGCACGAGGCGAGCCGGCCGGAAGUCCUCAACAUCCUCGCCAUCUCCGCGGGCGAGGUCAACACGGGUCGAUUCGCCACGGACUCUGGCUCGACGAUGCGCGAGCUACGCGACAUCUGCGACGAAUACGGGGUUUGGAUGCACGUGGACGGGGCUUUUGGGCUCUUUGGCCGGGUCCUGCUGCAAUCCGCCCGCGACGACGCCGAAACCUACAAUGAAAUAAUCCGGGGAGUCGAGGGUCUCGAACUGGCCGACUCGAUCACGGGCGAUUGCCACAAGUUGCUCAACGUGCCUUACGACUGCGGCGUGUUUUUCACCAGACAUAAACGUCUGAGCGAGGACGUCUUCGGUAACCCGGGCGCCGCCUACCUGAAAGCCGGCUCCGGUGACGGCGUGCAGAGUCCUCUCAACAUCGGCCUGGAGAACUCGAGAGGUUUCAGGGCCCUGCCUGUAUAUUGUACCCUGCUGAACUACGGACGGGAAGGUUACGUGGACAUGCUCAAACGACAGAUCGACCUCGCGAGGAGGGUGGUCCGGUGGUUGGCGAACGACUCACGGUUCGAGGUUUUGGGUCCGAGGAAACCUCACGGUGAGACUGAAACCUCUCUGACCGUGGACGAAAUGGUCGCGAAGACGUUCAUGAUCGUCUUGUUCAGACCGAGAGACGACGAAGUCAACAAAAACUUUGUCAAGGACGUCAACGCCACGGGGAAGAUUUACAUCAGUGGCACGGCCUGGGAGGGCAAACCCGCAGCGAGGAUAGCCGUCAGUAAUUGGCAAGCCGACGUGCAGAGGGACGGCGACUUGAUCGAGGCUGUCUUGGAUCAAGUUGCGGGAAAAGUUUCGUAGGGAGGAUGUUCCCGGCUGCAAAAAAAGAGACGAAAAUAUAUCGACCCUGAUUACAACAACGGCCGACGAGUUUAGACACGGUGAUGGAAAGAUGUGGCGUGUCAUAAACAUGUAGAUAGUGUGAUUGUAAGGGA